AUGUACGCAAUUCUCGCUCUGCUCUUGCUCCCAUUCGGUGCCUACUGCCAGGACGUUAAGGAUACUCUCGUCGAGAAAUGCGGCAUAGACCCUUGCGAGGGAGUCCCCAGCACGGGUUCCACAGACUCAUUGUGCAACAAUAAGUUCCUAGGACCCAGUGUCCUUACUGCGGCGAACGACGAUGAAUGGUCCAGUCUAUUCGAGGGAUAUAGUCCCCUUGGAACGUACUGUCCGAAGGCCUUCCUUGAUAAAUUCGCCCCGAGCGGCAAUAAAUAUAUCUACCCGGAAAUGGACGGCGCACUGUUAGACACCGAAGGCAAGCCGGUCACAACGACCUACACUCUCCCGGAAGGAAUGGAGCUCGAUCGGUUUGGAUCGAAAUACGGAGGGUACCUGGCGCCGAGAGAUACCCCGUUCUCGUGGCGAUCUAUCCCCCCGAGUAACUUGAACAAAUAUCCCGAUAGUCCGCAGUAUAACUACUGGGUGUGGGUGGUCAAGGAAAGCUUCAACAUCACGGGUGGGCCGAUUGCGCCCUGGUUUGGGCAAAAUGGCUACGGCUUGCAGUUCCAUCAGGAAAGUGGUUUGAAGCAACUCGAAGGGAGAUAUCUAGAACUGGUCGCGAAGAAGAAAUGUGUUGUAUAA
Aspergillus tanneri is the source of this 642-nucleotide messenger RNA. RefSeq names its product TNT domain-containing protein. Bases 1 to 642 code for a protein of 213 amino acids. The record is from RefSeq and is a predicted model, not a curated record. NCBI's taxonomy places the organism in Eukaryota, Fungi, Ascomycota, Eurotiomycetes, Eurotiales, Aspergillaceae. The transcript is spliced from 2 exons.